AUGAACGAAAAGGUUUCGACACAGUGGUCAGAGGAAGAGCGAGUAGCCUUCAAUAUACUAAAGGCUCAGCCGACUUCUCGAAGAGAGGAAGUAAUCCGCCAGCAUCACGAUAUAACGACAUUGGAGGCUCUUGAUUCGGCUGUGUACAAGAAGCUCAGGAUAGGAUGCGAACUCCCCGAAGAGGUCGAAAGCUGCAUCCCAUUUCAAUGGCGUAACCAAGAAACGCUUGCGGGAUUUGUCGAGCGCGUUUAUGAGCCGUCGCCCGAGUCCGGUUCUGUUCAACCUAUCGACAUCAACAACGUCCGAGCCAAGGUAUUGAGGAAGCGUGCAAGCAUCAAGAUUCGGCCUACCGAUAUCCUGUCGGGCCAUCUGUACCUUCACAUCGGAAAAAGGUUCAAAAUACUGUACCCAUUUUCAGAUCGGGGCUUUCUUGAGGAAAGUCUCAGCGGCCUCUGUAUCUCGAACCAGGCUCCUACGCAUUCCACGACUGAAGCUUUGGGCCGCGGCUGCCUACCACCACUACUCAUGAUGGAGACAUUGGCAACCUUGAACUUGUUGUUUCCGUCAGUGAACGAUCCCAGGUCUCACAGGUUUUCGAAACGCUGGGUUCAUCGUCAUGCGCCAGAAGAACACAGAAAGAGCCUCCUCGAACCUUCCCGGCAAUGGUCUACACUGGGAUACGAUGACCCUCCGAAACGACUCCAGGAGGUCAGAGAUCCGACGCCUGUGAACUGGUGGGGAACGCAUGUCAAACGCAACCUGUCCGAGGCAAACAUGUACAAAUGUGCCGUCGCUGCCCUCAUAGUAGCCGCCAUAUCUGGAACAUUAGCAACAGUACUUGCGGCUGUCCAGGUCUAG
Molecule: messenger RNA, 858 nt
Organism: Colletotrichum gloeosporioides
Lineage: Eukaryota; Fungi; Ascomycota; Sordariomycetes; Glomerellales; Glomerellaceae
Exons: 3
Coding region: 1-858 (285 amino acids)
Source: RefSeq, a predicted model, not a curated record